This is a messenger RNA of Brachypodium distachyon (stiff brome), 2611 nucleotides long. Its product is annotated as SEC1 family transport protein SLY1. The coding region runs from base 274 to 2133 and encodes 619 amino acids. Gene Ontology annotation, molecular function: syntaxin binding. Gene Ontology annotation, cellular component: Golgi membrane; cytosol. The transcript has 2 exons. Lineage: Eukaryota; Viridiplantae; Streptophyta; Magnoliopsida; Poales; Poaceae. The record is from RefSeq and is a predicted model, not a curated record. Gene Ontology annotation, biological process: intracellular protein transport; endoplasmic reticulum to Golgi vesicle-mediated transport.
GGCUAGUCAGCCAGUAGUAGCAAGAAAGAAGGGGCUCUUCCAUCUUCCCGUCGCAUCUUCCCGUGCAGCCCGCUGCCCCGACCGCCGACGAGGACUCCACACGACCUUGAGGCUGUCGCGCCGCGCCGUAGAGCUUUGCCCUCCCCAUCCCAGCCCUCCUCGACGCCAAGCUAAUCACCACCAAUCAUUUCCAUUCGGGUUCCCCCCCCCGCAGUCAUCUGAUCGGCGCCGCUCCCAGAUCAGAUCCGCCCCGGCGGUCGUCGGAGCACCGCCAUGGCGCUCAGCCUCCGGAAGAAGCAGCUCGAUGUGAUCACGCGGAUGCUUCACCUUUACCAGCAGCAGUCGUCGCCCGACGGCGGGGGCGACGGGGAGGAGGAGGCGUACAAGAUCCUGGUGAUGGACGGGCCCUGCAUCUCGCUCCUCUCGCCGGUGCUCCGCGUCGGCGACCUCCGCAAGCACGGGGUCACCCUCCACCUCAACAUCGACAAGGCGCGGCAGCAGGUCGCCGACGCUCCCGCGGUCUACCUCGUCCGCCCCACGCCCGCGAACGCCGACCGCAUCGCCGCCGACGCUGCCGCUGGGCUCUACGCCUCGUUCCACGUCAACUUCUCCACAUCCGUCCCGCGGCCCGUCCUCGAGCGCCUCGCCUCCGCCACCGCCUCUUCCCGCUCGGCGCACCGCGUGGCGCGCGUUGCCGACCAGUACCUCGACUUCAUCUGCCUCGAGGACGGCCUCUUCUCCCUAGCCCAGCCGCGCGCCUAUGUGGCCCUAAACGACCCCGCUGCUGCCGACGCAGACAUCAAUGCGCUCGUCGACGCCGUUGCGCUUGGCCUCUUCUGUGUCGUGGCUACGCUCGGCUCUGUGCCCAUCAUCAGGUGCGCAAGCGGUGGCCCGGCCGAGAUGGUCGCGGCCGCCCUGGAUGCUCGCCUUCGGGAUCACCUCCUUGCCAAGCCAAACCUCUUCACAGAGGCUGCGUCCAGCGCUGCCUCAUCGUUCCAGCGUCCGGUCCUAUGCCUGUUUGACAGAAAUUUUGAAUUGUCAGUAGGGAUACAACACGAUUGGAGCUACCGGCCUCUGGUCCAUGAUGUUCUCAGCUUGAAGCUGAACAAGUUGAAGUUGCCAUCGGAGAAGUACGAUUUGGACGACUCCGACCCAUUUUGGGUGGCCAACAGCUGGUCUCCAUUCCCCAAAGUGGCCGAGGAAAUAGAGGCACAGCUCGCCAAGUACAAGCAGGAUGUAGAUGAGGUGAACCAGCGCACGGGUGGUGGAAGGGAUGGUGUUGAGUUUGAUGGCACUGAUCUUAUUGGGAACACCAAGCACCUCAUGAAUGCGGUGAACUCGCUGCCUGAGCUGACAGAACGGAAGAAGAUGAUUGAUAAGCACACAAAUAUUGCAACCGCGUUACUUGGGCAUAUCAAGGAGAGAUCUCUGGAUGGAUAUUAUGAGUGCGAGAAUGAUAUGCUUGUGAAUGGUACCGUGGAUCGGAACAUGCUGCUGAGCCUCCUCAGAGGGAAGGGCACCAAGGAGGAUAAGCUCCGUUUGGCUGUGACCUAUCUGCUGUCCUUUGAGGCGCCACCACCAUCUGAACUCGAGCAGGUCGAGGCUGCGCUGCGGGAGUCAGAAGUGGACAUGUCUGCAUUCCUGUAUGUGAAGAGGAUAAAGUCGUUGAACACACAGUUUGCUGCUGCAUCAAGCACCGCAAGCAGGAGCAACAUUGUUGAUUGGGCGGAGAAGCUUUACGGGCAGUCCAUUAGUGCUGUGACGGCAGGUGUGAAGAAUCUCUUGUCAGAUGGGAGGCAGCUCGCUCUGGCAAGGACAGUUGAAGCCCUGAUGGAAGGUAAACCAAACCCAGAGGUUGACAACUACCUAUUGUUUGAUCCACGGGCCCCUAGAUCUGGAACUGGUGGGCAGUUUAGAGGACCCUUCAGAGAAGCAAUUGUUUUCAUGAUUGGUGGUGGAAAUUACAUCGAGUACAGGAGCUUGAUCGAGCUAGGGCAACAGUCACAGCCUUCCAAGCAUGUCAUUUAUGGAGCAACAGAGAUUCUUAAUGGGGUGGAGUUUAUUCAGCAACUUGCGGAAUUGGGGCAGAAAGCAGGGUUGGGUGGUGGCAGCAGCAACAUACCUCUGCAGUAAAAAUGCUCUUAUCAGACGUUUUUAUGUUGAGCAGUGAUUCAAGCUUCAUAGAUUACAGUAAAUAGUCUCUUGCCAGACACUUUGAUGUGAGUGAUCCAGGCUGCAUAGCCUAAUGGUAUCAAAUUUCUUAAACUCAAGUUUAUGGCACUGCUUGGAAUGAGUCACCAAUACAAAGCUUGCUUGCGAUUCCAACUCUUCCCGAAGUCUGAUAUGUUCAAGUGUCCAUGUAUGCUCAUUUUCUUUUUGUUUCUUUUGCCCCUUUUGAGGAAUGCUAGUGGAAUCUUGUUUGAAAUUGAAUACAACAAAAAAUCAGUCCAGUGAAUCUUCUGUCACUAGUUCUGAUUUUGGAUAUAUUGAUUUUGUUUAGAGUUUGUGAUGAAUAUUUUUCAAAGGGGACCCCCUUUUCAAACGGUUAUUGUAACAUGUCUCAUCUUGACCAAAGCUUUGAGAAGAAUAUAUUUAUUUCUGUUGCAGUUUA